AUUAUCCUGCUUGAUGCUCUGAAGAGCAGAAUCCCUUGAGCCAGGCUUGCAGUGGCUAGACGCCGAACCCCACAUGGUGGUGGUUCUUGAUCAAGGGUCCCCCCGCGACACCUUUAUUUUUAGGCUUCACUCACGAUACCACAUUGCUGACGACCAUGGAGCCCUCGAUGGAGCCCUCGACGACAUCUUUAGCUGACAGAUUUGCCCAGAUUCCUCCCCAGACGGCGGGCUUGGAGGAGACAUGGGCAUUCCUCAAGCCAGGCGUCGACCAUAUCAUGUCCAAUCUCAAGGCUGGCCUUACUUUUGCCAACUACAUCAACCUGUACACAGUGACAUACAAUUACUGCACGACGAAGGCGCCGGUAGGCAUUGGUGACACGUCCGUCGAUCUAUUCGGAUCCGGGUUGUACCACAAGAUGCCCGAAUACCUCACAAUACAUGUCGCCUCUAUGAAGCAGACAGCUAUUUUGCUGCAAGACGAGGAGCUCCUACAAUACUACGCGUCGGAAUGGCAUCGUUACACCACUGGGGCUUAUUAUCUCAACCGUCUGUUCAGCUAUCUCAAUCGACAUUGGAUCCAACGACAGCGGAUCCAACGACAGCGCGAUAAACGGAAGAAAGAGAUGUAUCCUGUGUAUACGCUUUCUCUCGUUCAAUGGAAAUCACAAUUCUUCUAUUUUAUACAAACGGAUAAUCAGAAGCUGGCCAAUGCUGUCCUCCGCCUUAUCGAACGUCAAAGGAACGGCGAUAUGAUUGACCAGGGACUUGUGAAGAAGGUGGUGCAAUCUUUCGUGACCUUAGGCUUCGACAACACCUAUCUCAACAAAGAAUGUCUGGAAGUGUACGAGGAGCACUUUGAAGCGCCGUUCAUCCUAGCCACCGAACAGUACUACAAGAAGGAGUCAGAAUCUUUUCUUGCCGAGAAUACAGUUUCCGAUUAUCUGAAAAAGGCGGAAGAGCGUCUACGGGAGGAGGAGGACAGAGUAGAAAGAUAUCUACACACCAAGACGCGCAAAAAAUUGAUUCAGAAGUGUGAAGAAGUGCUCAUCCGCCAACAUGCAGAGUUGAUGUGGGACAGUUUCCAAAAUCUCCUGGACUUCGAUCAAGACGAAGACCUCCAGCGGAUAUACUCACUGAUGUCGCGUAUUUCGGACGGACUAGAUCCGCUGAGGAAGCGAUUCGAGGUGCACGUCAAGCAAGCAGGUCUAUCAGCGAUCUCGAGACUUGUGGGAGAGGGCAGUGCCGUAGAUGUUGACGCCAAGAUAUACGUGGAUGCAUUGCUGGAGGUUCAUCAGAAGAACUCGGAAACUAUUACUCGAUGUUUCCGAGGGGAAGUUGGAUUUGCGGCCAGUCUCGACAAGGCGUGCGAAGGGUUUGUCAACCGUAACGCCGCCACCGGAUCCUCAUCGACCAAGUCGCCCGAACUGCUCGCCAAACACGCAGAUAUACUUUUGCGGAAGGACAACAAGAUGGCUGAAGGAGAUCUGGAGAGCACGCUCAACCGUGUGAUGGUUCUUUUCAAGUAUCUGGAAGACAAGGACAUCUUCCAAACGUUCUAUACUACCAAACUUUCCAAGCGACUCAUUCAAGGCGUAUCUGCUUCUGAUGAGAGCGAAGCCAGCAUGAUAUCGAAACUGAAGGAGGCUUGCGGUUUCGAAUACACCAACAAGAUCCAACGCAUGUUCACCGACAUGAGUCUGAGCAAGGAUCUUACGGAUUCGUUCAAGGAGCGGAUGACCCAGAACCACGAUGAUAUGGACAUCACUUUCACCGUCAUGGUCCUCGGUACUAACUUCUGGCCUCUCCACCCUCCGACUCACGGCUUUACCAUUCCCGUCGAGAUCAUGCCUACCUAUGAACGUUUCACGAAGUACUACCAGAGUAAAUACUCCGGUCGUAAAUUGACAUGGCUUUGGAACUACUCGAAGAACGAACUGCGAACUAAUUACCUGAACCAGAAAUACAUCUUGAUGACUAGCGCGUACCAGAUGGUCAUUCUUGUUCAGUACAACCGAAAUGACACGUUAUCCUUGGAUGAGCUGUCUGCAGUGACCGCGAUCAGCAAGGACAUCCUGUCCCAGGUAUUGGCGUUGUUGGUGAAGGCUAAGAUUCUCGUCAAUGAGAAGAAGGACCAGUACGAUUUGAACCCUGGCUUCAAGUCAAAGAAGAUUCGGGUCAAUUUGAAUCAGCGAAUCAAAGCUGAAGUGAAGGCCGAGUCUUCUGAUGUCCUCAAGGCCGUCGACGAAGACAGGAAAUACGUUAUCCGAGCUGCUAUUGUUCGAAUCAUGAAAGCCAAUAGGACGAUGAAAAACCAAGCCCUGAUCCAGGAAGUCAUUUCCCAGGUCUCUCAGCGUUUCGUUCCCAAGAUUCCUGACAUCAAAAAGGCCGUGGAGACCCUUUUGGAGCAGGAGUACAUAGAACGAGUUGACGGACAGAGAGACAGGUUUGCCUAUGUUGCAUAAUUUCUCUGCUCCCUUCCUCACUUGUGUCGCCGCAUCAUCGCUCAUUCCUUGUAUCAUAAUGCAUAUACGUUAGAAAGUCGGCUUAGUUCCUGUCAUAUACAUUACUCGCUGUAAUACACUGG
Guyanagaster necrorhizus is the source of this 2584-nucleotide messenger RNA. RefSeq names its product Cullin-domain-containing protein. Gene Ontology annotation, biological process: ubiquitin-dependent protein catabolic process. Gene Ontology annotation, molecular function: ubiquitin protein ligase binding. Bases 168 to 2462 code for a protein of 764 amino acids. The record is from RefSeq and is a predicted model, not a curated record. NCBI's taxonomy places the organism in Eukaryota, Fungi, Basidiomycota, Agaricomycetes, Agaricales, Physalacriaceae. The transcript is spliced from 10 exons. Gene Ontology annotation, cellular component: cullin-RING ubiquitin ligase complex.